CUCCGGACAUGCUCACGUGGCAGUCAUGUCAGUCUGCCCCACCCCCCACGGCCUAUGGUUAUGGCUUCAUUCCACACCUCUCUGCCCCAUUCCCCUGUCUCUAUCUCCCUCUAAACCAAUAAUUCCGGCCAGUUCUUGUCACUCUCCGGCCACCACCACCCCCUAACUUUUUCACCUUUAUAUAUACCCCACCCCCUUUUCUCUCUUUCUUCCCUUCUCUAUAAUCAUUCUUUGGGUACAAUCCCUUUCUUGUUCUUGUUCUUCUUCUUUUUCUUCAUGUUUUGGGGUUAUAGCGUACUUAGCAGCAGAAAAGAGGCCUUUUUUUGGUUCUUGGUGGUGGGAUUUCCUUUGAAUUUAAGGAUUUCUUAGUUUUUCUGAGGUGGGGUUUUGAUUUUUUUCAUCAUUUUCCUUGAAGAAAGAUGAACAGAGCAUUGCCGGAGAUGUUGCAGUGUUUGAACACUGCCGGGGACUGUCCUGAUAAUCUCAGUGUUCUUGAGAGGUAGAGGGGUCGUUUGAAAUUCCAGCAAGACCAGCUUUUGCAGCAGAGCUGUUUCAAUAGGGUUGAUUACGGCGGCGGAUUUCCGCCGCCGGGGGUUGUUCCGGCGGAUCACCUCAUGGGGUUUCCAGGGUUCAUGAGUGGUGGCGGCGGCAGCGGUGGUGGGAUGUCACUUGUUGAGAUGGUAAUGGGGGCAGUGAAGCCUGACCCUGGGUUAGGAGGCAAGUUUGAUCCCUCUCUGUUGUUGAAUGCCACGGCUUAUGAACUCAAUUCUUCUCUCUCUAGAACCUCCAGCUGCCCGCCGGCAGUGACUCCGGCUGUGUCGGCCGCCGGAAGAGAGAGCUUCAAGAAAAGGAAAGCUGAGAAAGUUCACACCACCGCCGCCGCCCCCACCAACAACAACAAGAACAAGGUGGACAAGAACAGCAAAGAGAAACGGAUCAAAACAAGUUCAGAAGAAGAAGAGUUAUCCAAAAACAACAACUCAAGCACCACAACAAACAACAACAGAGAAACAUCAGCUGAUACCUCAAAAGAAAACUCCAAAGCAUCAGAGGUUCAAAAGCCUGGUUACAUUCAUGUCAGAGCAGGCCGUGGCCAAGCCACUGAUAGCCACAGCUUAGCAGAAAGAGCUAGAAGGGAAAAAAUCAGUGAAAGAAUGAAGUACUUGCAAGAUUUAGUACCAGGAUGCAACAAAAUCACUGGAAAAGCUGGAAUGCUCGACGAGAUCAUAAACUAUGUUCAAUCUCUUCAAAGACAAGUUGAGUUCUUGUCCAUGAAAUUAUCGACUGUCAAUCCAAGGUUGGAGUUCAAUGUAGAUGAUCUCUUCACCAAAGAGGUUUUUCCCCAGGCGAUCGGCGAAAUGUCAUCGGAGAUGACAGAUCCUUCUUCCUAUUUACAAUUCAAUCCAAACAAUCAACAAGUAGUUUCGUGUUCUGGAUUAGAAAUCGGAAUCAAUACCUCUGAUAUCGCACUUCGAAGAUCAUUCCCAGAAAAUUUCGUGGAUUCAUCAUGCCUCACCCAAUUUCAAACCUCUUCGGGAUGGGACAUGGAUUUGCAGAAUCUGUACAAUGUGGGUUUCGAUCAAGGCCGAUCAUCAAACGCCUUUUCAUCUCAUCCAUAUACAGGUACCAUUGAAGGAGGCAAUAUAAAGAUGGAAAUGUGAAGUAGCUAGGUUAGACCCUAGAUCCAUCCAUCUCACAAAUUCAAUAAAAUAAUAAUAAUUUAGCCUA
Cucurbita pepo subsp. pepo (vegetable marrow) is the source of this 1728-nucleotide messenger RNA. RefSeq lists its product as uncharacterized. Lineage: Eukaryota; Viridiplantae; Streptophyta; Magnoliopsida; Cucurbitales; Cucurbitaceae. Gene Ontology annotation, molecular function: protein dimerization activity; DNA-binding transcription factor activity. The record is from RefSeq and is a predicted model, not a curated record. Gene Ontology annotation, cellular component: nucleus. Gene Ontology annotation, biological process: regulation of DNA-templated transcription.